Molecule: messenger RNA, 8353 nt
Organism: Mycena citricolor
Lineage: Eukaryota; Fungi; Basidiomycota; Agaricomycetes; Agaricales; Mycenaceae
Source: the annotation of a GenBank genome assembly
CGGCAAUGUGACGUUGUCACCACAGCGCGUGACAUCACGUUGCUCUCUUGUUCCAAAUCUGGUCAUACCCAAUCCGCACCGUGACUGCCGACUCUGCCAAGCGCCCUGUUUCUUCCAUACGGGACCAUGGCUAGCGCAUCCCCCAGCAAGCGCACAUUGACGAUCGAAGCGUACACGGAUGCGCACGCGCCUAAUGUGGUGCAUAGCUCGACUCCCGCGGACCUCGCGCUUGCGCUCCGGAACCUUGGAUCUCGCGUCAGGAAAAGCGUCACAGAGGGCUACAGAAAUGCGAGCCACACGUCGAGUGCUCCCUCCUCGCCAUCAAACCCGUUCAAUACCCGGACAGACAUUUUCACGUCAUCCAACGACAUUAUACGAAAUACCUUCAUCUCUCCACGCCCACCUGUCUCACCGCGGAAGAGGGGACGCGUCGAAGAGGAUGGUGAUGAUGGCUCGGAAGAGGAGGACAGGGACCCAGAACCCGUUACAGCCGUCGCCAACGAUGAUUUUUGGAACCCCAGACCUAUUAAGGCCAAGCCGAGACGAAUUUUUUUGCAGACGAAGUCGUUGCCUACUGAUAUUUUUGGCUCGUCUGCUCACUCAACUGAGGAAGCUGAUUGGAGCAUGGACACGUCGCAGCGGCCUGAUUCUAACCUAAUGGACUUGUAAGCUGUAAAGCUUGUAUCUUAAAGGUGCUUGUAUUGUCCAUACGAUACGCGCUCCCAACGCUCAAGCUCGAUCCCCAGCCCUCAGGCCGCCAUCAUUCUCCAUGCGAGCAGUACUGAUGACAAGUUGGAUCUGGAUCGGAGAUCCUCUCACUCGCUUAACUGGGGCGUUUCUAUCUUUCGCGGCAACAGUGGCCGAAUCGUAUAAAAUCAGCUCCUCGUUCCACUCUUCUCCCGCACUUGGGAGUGGCUCAAGACUGCGACACGACGACUCUCUUCCGCGUUCUGGUCAUCACAGUCGGGUCUUCUCCAAUCAUGAUGACGCGACGCCUUCGUGCGGGGACUUUAAAUUGCGACCAGCAUCUCCAUUUUACCUUUCAGCCGAGCGGGACGGAUGGGGAUCCGAGAGGGCUGAAUCGAGUGGCAGAAAUCUGUUUCGUGACGAAGAACAUCGCCAACGUGGUGACCUAUCUGGCAGCGAGCCUCCACCUCUUUUCGCUAUUGACACUCCCACUGCGACUUAUAUGUGGCCACCACUCAAACCCGCAUCUCAGAUGACGUCGGGGCCCAUUCUCGUGUCUGACCCACGAAGAAGCAUGGCUGAUUCCGGGGGGACUUCCGCCAAACGGCAGUCGUCACCUGCAUAUCUUGAGUCGACAGAUCCAACCUCGUCUGAUAUCGGUCCACCGCCCAAACAAGAACGCUGGGAUCUCCUCGCCCAAUCGCCCCCGCUUGCAUCCUCAAGUCACCAGGAGCCGCCGACAAUUGGGUCUUCCCCCGAACCUACUGGCUUCCCAUCACAAGGCUGGCAAAAGCACGCAGUCUGUCUGGACGGCCACAACGCGUUCCACUGCGUCUGGAUCACUCCCCGGGGCCAAUGUGGCUACACUUCAAAAAAGCAGCUGGUUAAGAGACAUAUCGAGACGACCCAUCUCAAAAUCAAGGGCCUUCAAAGGUACAUUGCCGUUCUCAUAGUCGUCUCCGGGACCAACACACGACUAGAGCUGCUACGGGAGUAUCGCAAACUCGAUGAUUCUAUUAUCGUCAGGCUCAACCGGGAAACUGCGAUGGCCCGGGAUCAAGAGCGUCUGUCAGGACGAGCACGGGAAACCGUUCAAGACCGGGCUUGCUUGAACCUCUGGCAGGAACUUGUCUCAAAUUGGAAACGGCGGCGACAACUCAUUGACUACUGCGUUGACGUGGUGGACCAAUCUAAGAACGAAAAACAGAGCGCUGCGCUGAAUGAAGAAAACCCCAGGAUGCGUCGGGCUGUGGAGGCAGCCGCGUUUGCUGACCAAGUUACAGUCCACGGCGAACUCUCCGUAGACACCAUCGUGAGACAACGUUCAUUGCAAGCGGGACCAUCCCGACACGGGAUUAGCGGUGCCAUUGGGACUCGUCGCAGCGCGAGUCGAUUCAACCCCCUUGCUUGGGCUCAACGGACGUUUCUGCCUGCACCAAAAGUGCAACCCGGUCAGAAGGACACGUCGUUAGCCAAGCCCGAAGAUAGCCCGAGUAUCUUUGCUCAAGUGGCGCCUGUCCAGACUGAGCAAGUUACCGCGCCAUCAACCCCGACACCUGAAGUGAAGGCAACAGCGCCGGCACCGGCGAUAGCGGCUGCAAAAUCAGUUCGACGAGCAGCUGCUCCUAACAACUCUCGUUACGAAACUGUAUUCCACAAGCAAUCCACAGACCCCUUCGUCAUUUCUCACCGAAAGCUCAACAAACUCGGAAGACAGAUCUCUGGGCAACCCAUUGAUUACGCUAUCCUCCAGAUGCAGUUCAGCAACAAACGCGCCUCUGUGAAAAUACAGGAACUGCUUGCGAAUGCUAAGCAGCGUGCCGUGCAGAAGAGGAAGAUGGACGCGCCAACUUUAGUUGUUGCGGAAGCAUGGGUGAGCAAGCGUUCGAAACGCUCGAAGAAAAUGGUUGCGCAAGGACGAGGUCAUCGGGGGACUCGGAUCAAGCCCAGUUCAUCCUUGACCAUUGUUCUCAAGGAAGGGAAAACCGUUGAGCAGCAGAAGGUCGAAGCGAGGAAACGAAAGCUGGCUAGAAUCGUUUCUGCCUCCGUCACUCCUGUCCGUGCCGACUCUUUCGAGAACACGGCUGUCGUUCGCACCAUCGAACUGGGCGGUUCUCUCGUUCAAGUGGUCACCACAUAUGCCGUGAAAUCUCUCGAAGCCGGCUCUCAGGUUUAUACUAUUGCUUUUGAUGACUCGGAGAUGGAAAAGACGAGUUGGUUGGAAGCCAGAAUCAAGGGGCAAACCAACCCGCUUCCCGUCACGAGCCGUGGUGUUGAUGCGACGAGUGGCCUCCACUCGAUCGACAUUACACUCCCCAAGGCUCCUGCCGUGGACUCAACUGUCAGUCUCGUCGUGGAGACUAUCCAAACCCAUGCCACGUACCCUUGGCCGGAGCGGGCGGGGCAGACUGAGCAGCAGGCGCUGAAGUACAAGACCAAUCUAUUUGUUCUCAGCCCGUACCGUACCGAACUACAGCGCACGAAAGUCAAGACCACUUCGCCUACGAUCCAUUCGUAUACCACUCCCAAGAACAUCGACUCGUUCACCAAGGACCAAGCCGUCACCAAGUCUGGAUCGACUGUCACUUAUGGGCCGUACCGCGGUAUUGCUCCCUCUGCGAACGAUGAGUUCAUUGCCAACUACCAGCAACCCAUCUACGUGCAUUACAACUACGACUACCCUGUCGCAGAGGUUCUUGAACUGAAGCGCUCUGCUGAGAUCAGCCACUGGGGUGCGAACCUCAACAUCGAGGACAAGAUCCACCUCUACAAUGCAGGACCCAAACUCAAGGGACACUUCUCACGGCUUGACCAUCAACUGAACUCGUUCUACAAGCGCUCCUCUCCGCAUGUCAUCCCCGGCCUUACGCUGCACCUUCCUGCUGGCAUCCAUGACGUGUAUUUCUACGACCUCAACGGCAACGUGUCGACCUCCCGCCUUCGCGCUGCUCCGUCUGUUCCCAAGAACUCGCUGGCCAACCAGUACAGCUUGCUCGAGAUGAAGCCCCGCUACCCCAUCAUGGGCGGGUGGAACUACAGCUUCACCUUGGGAUGGGACUCGCCGUUGGCAGAUUCUGCCAGCUACGAUGCUGCCUCCGGGAAGUAUAUUGUUCAGGUGCCCAUAUUCACCACGAUUCCGGCCACGGUCAUGAACGAUGUGGAGAUCACCAUCAUCCUUCCUGAGGGAGCUGUGGAUGUCGACUUUGCUUCGCCGUUUGCGCCCAUUUCGAGCCAAACAACGACCCAUGUCACUUAUCUCGACACGGUCGGCCGCCCCGCCAUCGCAUUGCGCUACAAAAAUCUGACGGAGAAGCAUGCGCAACACAUCUAUGUGUCGUACCGAGUGCCGUUUUCCGCGCAUCUCAAAAAGCCGUUGGCUGUGGCCGUGGCCUUUUUCAGCGUGUUCGCGUUUGCGCUGGUGACGCGCCGGGUAGAUCUCCGUAUCCACAAGAAGUAAACGUGAAAUCGAUUAUUCAUUAACAUGGGAGGCAAAACUGUGUAGUGUUACGAUAUGGCAGUCUGGUGGUGUCGGCGAUCUGGAAGGUGUAAGACUGCUGCUGCUUUCAGGGCAGAGCGGUUUGGUAGCAACACUUACGGGGUGAGGAACAUGUAGAUGCCGUUGAUCCGACCUUCGUCCGGGCAGGUGUAGAAGACCCCGUUGUUGGUCCCUCCGUUGGGUCCCGGAACGUCCAGCACGUACCGCAGCAUCGCUCCCUUCCAAAACCACGUGCCCCCGGUCACGAUCUUGGCUGAUGCAGGCUGCUUGCCCAACACAAGCUGCAGCGGUGGGACGCGUUCGGAGUGGCUUGUAUUCUUGAUGGCUACCGGAAAGAUGGUCGUCUCGUUGGUGAUCUGCCAGAGCUGGUUCUUGCUGAUAGCGAACAGCGGCGGGUUGUUGGGAAGGAGCAUCGCCGUCAGAUUCCCCGACUCUCCUGCAAGAAAGAAUGAGCAUGCUUCCCCGAGCCGUGGCUGGUGUGCUGCUCACCAGGGACGUGGCUCGUCAAGUGCUGGACCGCAUAUCGCGAAUUCAUCACGAGCUGUGGACCCAUAAUCUGGCUUUGACCGACUUGAGAACAACAUCUCGUCUCAUUGGUGGAGAUACGCACAUCGGGGUGGUCCAGGGCACGAGCGAUCCAAUGAAAUCGCUGUGCGAAUUGAGACCGCCCCACGUUGGCAGUGCAACAGCAUAGCACGCUAACAAGAGCAGAAUCCACAAAUCCGAACCUCUUUAUGGCGGUAGCACGGGUCUGACGUGGAGCCCUUCUUUUUUCCGAGCUUUGCGCGAAUCAGCGCGGACUGGUGUCCAAGUGACCAGCCUAAUUACGCGAUGCAUCACACGUGAUCGCGACGAGUUUUUCCUCCGGCGCUUCCUUUGCAUGCUUCGCCAGAGCGUGCUCAGCCUCCGUCCCCGCCCCACUCUAUUAGCAUCGUGCAGCAGUCCACUUCCAGCGCAGAGCUCAUCAACCGCCUCGUUUCACCAUGCUGCCACCUUGUCUGCUGCUGGCGGUGCCAAAGAGAAGGCGAGGUGGUCCAAAAGUGGAACAGCCCGCAAAGACUCCGCGUCCAAACCCCCUCGCUACCUUACCCGCGCGAUGAAGGAGCCCGCCCCGACAACCAAACGCGACGUUAAUCCCCGCUUCCGCUCCCGGCACUCGGACGCCACGCCCGUCAAUAGCAGCAACCAGUCAAAGGAUGGCACUAUGCGCCUGCUACAACCUCACGUUCUAGCGCAACGGCUCAAGAAUCUCGCUGCACAGGAUAGGAUCGAUGUUGCUAUACAGAUGCUUCAGAAUGCACCCUUGGCGGCGCAGAACACGCCCGUGUGGAACACAUUGAUUUGGGAGUGCAUGAAGGCGAAGCGGUUCAAGUCCGCGUAUGCUCUAUUUGUGGAUAUGAAGCGCCGUGGCAUGGUCCCGACGACAAGGACGUUCCAGACCAUGUUCAACGGGUAUGCGCGCAUAGAAGUCUGGGCAUCCCACACACAGCAAAUGUCGAAUGUUCGCUCGCUCUACGAGUUCUACCAGCGGCAUAUCGAGAUGCUCAAGAAGAAGGACCCGCACGAUCCCGAACUUGGGGUGGAUGCGCUGUCCGGCUACAUCUCUAUCCUCGGCAACGCCGGCAGAUUCGAUGAAAUCUUCGUGCUCUAUCAUACCUGGCUGGAGGAUGGAAAUAUCGCCUCAAACAAGUACAUUUUUACGGCCAUGUUCAAAGCGCUGUCUGCAUCCAACGCGGGUGUGUCCGCAACGCAGCUGGCUAAAAACGCCACGGACGCGAGGGUGCUGUGGGCAGAGGUCGUCACAGCCAAGCGCGAGUCGGGGCUCGAGGUCGACUCGUUUCUAGUGACCGCUGCGAUCGCUACGCUUUCUCGGGGUCAAAAACCCGAGCACAAACUUGCGUUCCAGAUCGCGGAGCAAUAUUUGGGGCUCAAGGGCGAUGGGCAACCGGCAGAUCAAGGGUUGAUGCCACUGACUGCCCAGAGCUUUGCUGCGAUCCUUUCGUUAUGCAACGCGAGCGACCGGCCAGCUGAUGCGAUCCACUUCUUCGAACAGGUGAAACGGCGGCCGGCUGCGAGCGGGGGGCUGGACAUCGUUGACCGUGCGCACAUCGAAGAGCUUCUCCGGGCGCAUCUCGCUCGGGAACCCCAGACUGCAAGGGCGGCCGUCGAGCUCCUUGAGUUUGCCCAGGAAGUAUCCCUGCGCGCUGGGAAUAAGAUCCGGCCCGGCACCGUGACCUUCAAUCUCGCUUUGACGCUCUGCUGGCGCACGAAAGACUGGAAUUCGGCUUCCAAGGUGUUCAGCCAGAUGACGGGGUACCAUGCUCACGACUUUGCGGAUGGAGCCGUGCGAGCCGUGCCUCGAACGCGGAGACAAGGCUUGGUCCCGACACCUGAGACGAUGUCACUGCUCCUUCGGACCGCACUGGCGACGGAGAAUCCUGCCGCGGUCCGCCAGUGUCUGCGCAUCGUAGCGCAUUUCCAUUAUAACGUGGCCGGGCUCUUCGUGGAACCCGAGGACGUGGCUCCCAGGACACGGAAGAACUGGGGCUUCCAUGUGCAAAAGGCGGCGGCUGCCGUCAACGAGGCUGUGCAAUUCAUUAAAACCAGAGAUCAGAGCAGCGAAGUGCGGGAAUGGGAGAAGCUGCAGCGAGUGGCCCUCGCCCAGGGCAAACGUGGCGAUGUCGCCGCCGCACCGCCCAAGAAGCCGACGACGACCAGACGAGGGAGCAGUAGAUACGAGAUGGCAUUUGUGUAGUAGCACUUUAUUCAUAAGUAACUGGGCAAUACAGAAAUCCAUGCGAGUUGUCCAACAAGAUUAGUAGAUAAGUGAGAGAUGGAGACGUAAACGAGGCCGACUAGGCGAUGCUCUUCGGCCUGCCUCCGUCAGAAUGGAAUGCAGGCGACGGCGGAUUCAGCCCGGACACAUCGGAGGACACGAAGCUCUGUGGACGGUCACCGGGACGUCCCGUGUACUCCCGCGGGACAAACAAUCCGCUGCUGUUGGAUGCUUGGCGGCGGCGGGGGAUGGGGGCCGGAUUGCCUGCAAACUGGUCGUCACUCAGCUGCACCGAAUCUUGCCGGGAGGGUGCCGGGAUUUGCCGGGCAGGGGGAACGGGCGGGGGCUGCCGCGAGGGGGACUGCCUCGAAGGUGGCGGGGGGAAUUGGGCUGGGGCAGCUGCAGGAGCAAUGAUCUCCGGUUGGAGAGGUGGGGGUAGCGACACUCCCUCAGAAGCCAUCGCCGUUGGAGACGACACAAACACCGAGUCCUCUUCAGAAGGACUGCGCUGGUUUCCAGCGCUUCGAGACUGGAUGCUGGGUGCCACCAGCGAAUCUUCCGAGGCGUGUCGCUGGUAGCUUGCACGCUUCGCUAGGUCACCGGAGUCACCCGCGAAUGGACUGGCGCCUUGUGAAGGGGCCGUAAACGGCUGUUCCUCCACGGUACUGACAGGCCGAUCCAUGUGACGCAGACCACUGCUCUUGAAGGCCCUCGCCUGCGGAGAGGGUGGGAUGAACAUGUCAUCCUCAAUGGCCAUCGAGACCGGUGCUCGAUCUGCCAUCGGGACGCCAGCCGCAAAACUAUCGCGCGGAUUCAUCGACAUCGGCCGCAUUGCACUGAAGUCCUCCGUGAUCGCCAUCGACACAGGCUGAUAAGCAUGCGGCUGUGGAUCGGCUCCGGCAAUGUAGCUGUUGCGAGGAUUCAUCGGCAGAGGGGUUGCCCGACCCCGGUUCCUCCUGGCAGUCGCACGAGGCUGCCGAUUCCGACACAUGUAGACCACACCAAAGACAAUCAGAGCCAGCAAAACCGCAGCGUUCAAAGCCAUGAUGCCCAACAUCGCAGGCAAGUAGGUCACAAUCUUGUUCAGGGUGUUGUUCAGGUCUCCCGAGAUGGUCACAGAACUGGCUGAACCCGGAGAACUGUUAGCAGCAUUGUAGGUGAUGUUGGUGAUGGCGACCCCGCCGCGAGCAGCAUGGAAAUCCUUUGAGGCGGUAGUUGGAUCCACAAGAGACAGCAGCUGCACAUAGGGGUCCCCCAUCGUCAAAGUCUUGUCAAAAUCCCCAAAGUCGUACACGGCAUACAGAGACCGCAGAACACUGUCUCCCAGCAAAAAGUCGCUGUGCCAAAUUGAACACAACAGAACAAGUAAAUGAAGCGACGAACUCACAAUUCGC